AUGGAAGCCACUGGUCAAACAGUUCAAUUAGUUCUGGUGUCAAAGAGAGAGAAAAUAGUCCGCCCUUUGCGAACAAUCGAAUUCCCCGCUGUCCCGGUCCCCAAGAGUAAUAUCCCGGGAAAUCCUCAAAACGAUAAUCAUGAAAUCAGUGGAGAUUCGGAAAGGAUCGUGGGUGAAAAAUCGAUUUUGGGCUUACUUCAUUCAUCCUGGAUAAACGGUCAAUUGAUUCGGAGUAAACGAAACGAACAGGUCGAAGAUGAAGCGGCUCCUACGAGGCACGCGAAACAUCGGAAACGACGUCGCUACAGAAAUCGAUCGACGUAUCUUCGGAAUAUUUCUGCGACCAGGCUGUCUCUUUUGUUGGACAACGACACAGUACCAAUAGAUCAAAAUUCCAAAGAAACCAAAGAUGAUCCCGAUAGAAACAGUAGGAUUCUAGAGGCCGAGGAAGAAUCACGGGACCGAUUGGGGAUGAACGACGGCGUGCAGGAUUCGUACAAUAAGACCAACGUGGAGAAUUACGAUGUAACCGACGAGGAGAAGAGCAAAAUCGAUUCAAAGGAAACGGAGGGAAAUAUCAGCUCCGUGAAUUACAGCGUUGACGAACGAUCCACUUCUACAGAAAUUGAGUUUGAAAAUGUUGACGAAUCAACCAGGAAGGAAAGUCGAUCCACAAAGCAUUCCUUCGAGAGCACAGAUUACUUUGACGAGUCGGAUCCUUCGGAUAUUUAUUCGGCCAUCGACGAUCGAGUUAUCUUCCACGAAAGCUUGAGUGUUCUAGUGAGCAAAUUAUUUCAAAGUCUGCGAAACGCUUCUACAACGGAUGGGCAAGAGAUAUUCAAGGAGCUGAAUUUUGUGAACGGAACGAACGAAGAUCCUUGUCAGAAGUGGCUAAACAGCAAGGACAAACUUGAGCAGGUUUUCUUAGGUGGUCUAACGUCAUUACCUGCCUGUCCGUGCCUGUACCCGAGCAAUAUCUUUUAUGACGACAAAAUUUGGGAUGAGAAGCGAAUGAAGUAUUUCAGGUGGAGAGACGUAAGUGGCAGUUCGCAAAGGCUUGACGUCUAUAAGCCUGGUGCCACUUACUGCGUGCGCUCGUUGCUGACACAAGGAAGCGGAAGCGCCGCAGCUCAACACUGUUGUUAUGACCAUCGAAGGAAACUCUUGACCCGUGGUUCCGGUGCUGGCACUCCGAAUUUUGUCAGUCCUGAGAUAUCACCUACACUGCACGAGAGAAUUGACGUGUUACCCUGGAGACUCUGCAAGGGUGAUUUUUCCAGAUACAAUGGUGUAAGGCCGCCAAACAACGAUAACGCCUGCGAGGCGAAUCCCGACGACGAGGAGUAUCAACGACAGAUCGACGAUACCAAAUAUUAUUAAUUACCACGCUUUGUGAGGAUAAAAAAUUUAUAAUUUUGCGACAAAAGUAUAUUUCGAGGAGUAUCAACGACAGAUCGACGAUAUCAAAUAUUAUUAAUUACCACGCUUUGCGAGGAUAAAAAAUUUAUAAUUUUGCGACGAAAGUAUAUUUCGAGGAGUAUCAACGACAGAUCGACGAUACCAAAUAUUAUUAAUUACUACGCUUUGUGAGGAUAAAAAAUUUAUAAUUUUGCGACGAAAGUAUAUUUCGAGGAGUAUCAACGACAGAUCGACGAUACCAAAUAUUAUUAAUUACCACGCUUUGUGAGGAUUAUAAUUUCGCAACGAAAGUAUAUUUCUAUUGAGUCACUAUUAUGUGUCUGAAGAACGUUUGUAUAGGGUUUGUAUAGAAAUAUAAGAAAUAAACACAUUGCUGUUAA
This is a messenger RNA of Frieseomelitta varia, 1799 nucleotides long. RefSeq lists its product as uncharacterized. The record is from RefSeq and is a predicted model, not a curated record. The transcript has 8 exons. NCBI's taxonomy places the organism in Eukaryota, Metazoa, Arthropoda, Insecta, Hymenoptera, Apidae. Bases 1 to 1380 code for a protein of 459 amino acids.